Messenger RNA from Erythranthe guttata (spotted monkey flower), 627 nucleotides. Lineage: Eukaryota; Viridiplantae; Streptophyta; Magnoliopsida; Lamiales; Phrymaceae. The record is from RefSeq and is a predicted model, not a curated record.
AUGGCGGGUGAAUUAGUCGAAUUUGACAAAGGUCAUCACAGCCCCGCAACGGAGAUUCAAUUCCUCAUCAGGGUCAUCACAGCCCCUCUUAUGCCUUGUUUUACUGUAGUCGUUGGCGUUCUACAAUUUGAGAAUAUAGCGAUAAAUGGAUUAGCCUCGUUGAACAGCCAGAAGUUUCAUAUUCUUGUCUACGGAUGCAAGAAAGUGAAGAUGGUUAAUAUGAAAAUCUCAGCUCCGGCGAACAGCCCUAACACCGACGGCAUCCACAUACAGCAGUCGUCAGAAGUUACCGUGAUGAACACGCACAUCGGCACCGGAGACGGCUGCAUCUCCGUGGGGCCCGACCACCAAAAUUGUCCUACUCAGGGGUUGGGGGUGAAGAUAAGUGACGUGGCAUAUGAAGAUAUACAUGGAACAUCAGCUGCACAAGUUGCAGUGAAAUUUGACUGCAGUAAAAAGAACUCGUGCAGUGGAAUUACUUUGAAUGGAGUUAAUUUAAGUUACAGAGACAAACUGGCUACUGCUUCUUGUGCCAAUGCUGCCGGGUCGGCUGCUGGUGUUGUCCGGCUAAUCCAUUUAUUGCUAUAUUCUCCGAAUUUUUCUGUUAACUUUUUGUUGUGUUUUUAG